AUGAAUAAAGUUGCGAAAACAAACUUAAUUAACUUCCUUCCAUCGGAUUCAAGUGUUGGAUCACCUGAUUUUUCAUUUGUUAGUGCUUUGCAUGAUGGCAAGUUUGAUGUUUUAAAGUUUAGAGAAGGCAUUUCUCAUUGGAUUGUUAUGCAUGAAAAUACCUUCCCAGUUGUUGAAGAAGAAGGUUUUAACUUGAUGUUGAAACGAGGAAUCCCACAAUGGAAAAAUGUGUCUCGUCAUACUAUAAGAAGUGAUGCUUUCAAAACUUAUGAGAUUGAGAAGAGAAAGUUAAAAGAGUUGUUAAAGAACAUAGAUAGAAUUUCAUUGACCACUGAUAUAUGGCAUUCAAGUCCUCAAAAGAUUGAGUAUAUGGUUCUUACCUCUCACUUUGUUGAUCAUGAUUAG
Hibiscus syriacus is the source of this 405-nucleotide messenger RNA. RefSeq lists its product as uncharacterized. NCBI's taxonomy places the organism in Eukaryota, Viridiplantae, Streptophyta, Magnoliopsida, Malvales, Malvaceae. Bases 1 to 405 code for a protein of 134 amino acids. The transcript has a single exon. The record is from RefSeq and is a predicted model, not a curated record.